CGUGCGCGUCCGCGCGUGGUGGCGAUGGAGCGUGGCGCCCGCUGGCGGGCGGGAGCUGAGGACGGGCGCGAGGCGCCGGGGCUGUGGGGGGACGGCGCGCAAGCGGGAAGGUGACGGAAUUUUCUGUCUCCUGGCUGUGCGCAGGGCUCUGGGGAGGCAGGCAGCUGCAGGCCCCUCCGGCUGAGCGGGGCGAGGGAGAAGCGCGGCUCGCCGUGCAGCGCUUUGAGGCCGCUCCGUGGUCGAUCCCUGACCGUGGCAAAGGGAGGCGCGGGGAGCUGGGCUGGGACCGCAGCAGCCGAGUUCUGGGACCUCAAAAGCAGACGUAAAAUCAGUUUCCCCACUUCUGGGGAUGGCAAAACCAUCCUGUCUGCCCCAGCAGAGGUGACGGGACGAUCCGGGAGGAGCUGCUUAGGCGGUGGGUUGCCUCGAGCAAUUGUGCAAGCAGUUAUGGGCUGAGGUGUAUUUUUCAGCUGUGCGUUGGAGCUUUGCAGGAAUCUGGGGGUCUGCUUUCUGGUGGGAGCAGAAACACACACAGUGCAGCCGUGAGCAGGCUGCCGUGUGACACAUUUGCACAUCUUUGCGCUUCUCAGGUUCCCAGCUGCUGGGAGAUGGCCAGCGCUGUGCAGCAAGGCCACCUCACUCCUCGGCUUGUCUCUCUCCCUGCCUGCCUCCCCUCUAAUGCAGUUUCUGGAAACCUGCCUCCUUCCUUGGGGCUGCUCCCAGCGGAGCUCUAAUGGGUUUAGUUCAGCCUCUCUUGCAGCAAGGUGAUUAAUAAUUGAAUAAAUGAAGUCAUUGCUGAAUAGAGAUGAAGGAACGGAUGACCACAAAGAAAAAAGGGAAGAAUGGUCUGUUGGAUGUCUGCCAGUCCCACCCCUCUGCCUGGCUAGAAGCACCCUGCUCCAGCAUGGCCCCCAGCAAGCAGGUCUGGGCUGGAGGUUGGCUGCACCUUGGACUCAUGUGAGGGAUUCGUGUCAGCUGCUGUCUCUCAUUGAGGAGCAGUCAACUUCUCUCUGUCCGUGGCAAGGUCCCCAUUCUGGGACCUGGACUACCCACUGUGGAGAUGCCUUGUCUGUGAAGGAUUGGAGGAGGGCAGAUGGAUGCAAGCCAGAGCAGGCUCUUCCCACUAACUGCUCCAAGGCAGGGGCUGCAGCAGCAUGGAGCCAGAACCAGCCCACAGUUAGCUGUUUAGAGCACUCUGGUGCUGCUGGGCUGUGUGUUGGAGCUUUGCAGGAAUCUGAGGGUCUGCUUUCUGGUGGGAGCAGGUACCUAGCUGUUAGGCAGGUUAUCAGAUGCUCAGAGUGGGCACAGGGCUGCCCUGAGCUGGUCUGCUCCUGUGCCUCAUGUUUCAUGGGGAGGUGAUGGGGGAGAGCUGGAAGUAAGAAAGGCAGAGGGAAGAUGGGCUGGGCACCACUGCAGCUGCCCAGCAGGUCCUUCUCAGAAUCCAUGGAUCCACGGCUGGGUUUCGUCUGUUUGGAUGCUCCUUCCUCUAGCUCAGUUCCAAGCGUCCUGGCUGUAGCCUGGAGGCAGAGGGCAAAAAGAGAACCUGUCAUGGGGUGUCUGUGAGGACAGAUACUUCUCUGCUUAAUCUUGACCCAAAGGACCUGCAAGCCACAGGGGACAGGAAACAGCAGGAGAAUGGCCAGAAGAGAUGUCAGGGGCUGUGAGUCCUGACCAGGCAAAAGGAUACUCCGUUCCCAGAACUGGGAGCUGCAGGCUCCCUGUCCAGGCUCCCUGUCCAGCCAGAAGUGGGAGAGCCCCAGGGUGCUGCUGCCACGCUCCUCACCCUCCUGUGGCCUGGCCCAGGCUCAGAGAGAGCACAGAUUCCCCCUUGUUUCAGCAAGAAAAUAGAAGCACAGAGAGCACCACAGUCCCUCCUCUGUUAUCCAGCUGGCUGGGCUGGAGCAGGCGGGCACGGGGCUCUGUGCGAAGAUCCUGCUCUUUUUGCCCUGGAGGUGAGCCCUCUAACAGGCUUCCAUGCUUCUGGAGACACUCUAAGACACACAACCCUGAACUUUCUGAAGCAGAGAAGCCAGCCCUGGUGGGCACAUCUAGAGGGAAGUGGUUGUGACAGUCCUUCCACCAAUGCAAUAAUGGCACCACAAGUACAAACCUGGUGAUGAGGCUGAGUGUACAAAGAUGGGACAAAAAUGUUUUCUGAGCCAAAGUGUCCACGUGUUGCGAGGUGAGGACUGGGUCUUGGGUGCAGGGUGGUGGCUCAGACCCAGCAGGGAAGUUUUUGGCAAAGCAAAAGGCAUGUGGAAGCCUGUAGGGCAGAUGGAGACUGCACAUGAGGCUCUAUUAUCUUCUGAGCCCAUUUUUUGAUACUUUAGGCAAAAUGCCUGCUGCUGAGUCCUUGUCAGCUAAAGCCAUCACAGAGACUUUGUAGGAAACAUGCCUGGGCUGCUACGUGGGCAGUGAGCAGGGAGGGAAAGGGAUGGUUGUCACUUAGCAGGACUGCCACUGCCCAAGUGCACAGGGUGCUAAGGGGCCUGAGGGCAUCCUGUGCUCCCUACCUUCGUCCUGGGUGAGCUCCCCUACCGGACCAGGUUCUGCAAGGAGGGAUGCAAACCCAAGCAUCACCAGGUGUGUUCCCUGCACUAAAGCCUCAGCAGCUGCCUUCCCUUUUUCAGGAUUCCAAAAGCAAAGCUGAGCAUGGCUUACAGCUGCGUUUCUAGGCCAGGUCUUUGAUGAGCUGGCUGCCCAGGUGAGGAUCUCGCUGGACAGCAGGGCUUGGAGGUGAGCAGUGCUUGCCAUCUGCUGGACAGCAUCUCUACUGCAGGGCAGCAGCUGCAGCUUCGCGUUCAACCCUAGGCUGAGCACGUCACGUGCACUGCCUGUGCAGAGGUGCAAAAGGCUGCUCUCCCCCAGGGCAGAACACAGUUUUGCUUCAAUGUUGUAAGUCAGAAUGUGAUCAUUGAGAGAAGUUUUCUGUAUGACUUGGGGCGUGCAGGAUGGUGUGUGGGACCAUGUAACAGCAGAUGCAAAUGGAGAGGUCAGGUCCUGGCUAUCCCAGUGCUGGUGCUCAGCUGGUUUUCUGCAGUUUCUCUGAACCUCAGCUGCUGAUCCUAAGCCUGACCCUGAGUGCUACAGCUACAGGGCAAACCAGCCCAGCUCCAGGCAGGUUGGUGCCUGGUGCUCAGGGAAACCAGGACACAUCCACAUGGCUGUAAUUUGGCAAAGGCAGCCUGGCCUUGGAAGUGCUCCCAAUGCCUGCGGGGCUACAUCCCAACACAGCAGCCCACUGUCCAGGUUCCUGGUCUCAAAGUGAGGCUUUUGUAGGUGCCCUGCAUGUACCCCGGGAAACGGCAGAAGCUGCAUUUCCUCCACGCUGCACGUUGAGAAAUAGUUGGUGUCUUUCUGCUGACAUUUACCACAAAUAUUCAUCUGGAGGCAUAUCCUAAUAUAGAAAUUCCAAUUCAAGGUUUUCAGCGCAGUUUCAUAGGAGCACCUUACAGCCGUGAAAGAGCAGCUGGCCCAGGAAAUCCAACACGGGCAGUUCCUGCAUGCAGUCAGAUCCUACAGGCACAGGGUCCGUCCUGCCCAGCAGCGAUGCCUCCAGACGUGGGCGCUGCAGAUCUCUUGAAAGGAAAGGCAGCUCUUUGUGUUGACUCCGUUGAAUGCAAACAGCCUCCGGCAUUCUCAUUUGACAGAUUUUCUCGAGCCUAUUACUUUGAAAUCCAUGCUCUGGCUCAGACACGUGGGAAUUUCCUUGUGAUCCCCAUGUCCCUCUGCAAGAUCUCAUCUGAGAUCUCAUCUGAGAUUUUGCUUGUCUUUCUCAGGGCUGUAGCAACCUGCAGCCACUGAUUACCCCAAUCCUUCUUCUGUUUCCAGCUGAUCUGCUCCCAAUUUGAACCUGAGUUCCCACAGUGGUGAUGGGGCAGCUCCCAGGGUCACUGCGAUAACGUGACCCUUGGUGAAACUCCAAAAGUGAGUCAGGGUGGUGGAGCAGGCUACCUCAGGGCUAAGAAAAGACUUCCUCCUGCAUCCCAAAGCUGCUCUUGUAGUGAGUCCAAAGACACCAUGUGUGGUUUCUAUUGAAAGCUGAAACACGCCAUACGGCAGAGGUUUUACAGACUCUAUAAAUAGCUGCUGUUUAGGAUGUAUGGUAUGGAGGAGGCUUUAGAAAUCAAAAUAUUUAGAAAUUUGCAUUAUUUGUCUUGGCAGGAAGGAGCAACCAAGACUGAAAUACAAAAUCAUCCUUCAAGGAAGGAAUGGAGUUGGGGGAAAACAGUGAAAUGUGGGAAUAACAGGUGUCAAAACCUCCAAGAAUUCCCUUUACAGUGAAUGAGAGCAAGAAACACAGCCCAGUAUAUCUGAAAGCAGCAAGAAUUCAUUCAGAACGCCUAGCCUUAUGUGUACUUCUGAUAGAAAAUACUGAUUUUCAAAAGGAAUCGUGACAUUUCCAUCAACAUCACAUUUGAAUAUUGCAGGAACAUCCAGAACACUCAGCUAAAAUCAGCUCCAAGCUGGGCUGUGUCACUGUGAGCUGCAUGAGUGAGGAUAUCUCCAGCUCAUCCUCCAUUCUGUUCCCCUCUCUGUUUUAUUCUGGUCCCCAUGUGGAGCUGUGUAACAGGAACACUAAGAUUGGCCUGAAUGGGGAACAUGUGCGGAUGCUGGGUGUGAAAGCACUGGUGGAAAUUACAAGAGCAGGGCUGUGAGAAUGGGAAGUGUUGGUGGAACAUAGGUUAGCAGGUCAUUGUGACUCCAGAGUGUGAUGGUUUUCUCAUCUCAUCUCAUUUCAUCUCAUCUCUUCUCACCAUGUGGUUUCCCAGCCUGCCACUUGGUCAAAUCUGUCUCCAAGCCUGUUUUCAGCACCCCCAGCCUCAAUCUGCUGUCUGCUGCUGCAGGAAAGUGAGUCAGCUUGGUCUGGUACCUUGGGCAUGUCAAACCAUCCCGUCUGUCAUCUUUGGUAUCACAUCCGUCGUACGUGGCUGGGUUCACAGGGACAUGGAUGUGUGAGGGGCCUGCCAAGUCCGGACAGCUCCAGCCUGUGCUUCACCCACCUGUUCCCCAGCAUCCCUGAGCAGAAGUGCAGGAUGGCAGCAAUCCCAGCAAAGGGGAAAGAGAGAUACAGAGAAACAAAGGGAUGUGUCAAGGCCUGUACCGCUGCAAAGGCAAAGCUGUGGGCUGAGCUAUGAUGGCUGCAGAGGGACUGUGGGGUGUGGGCUGGGUUGGAGCAGAGAAGCACCCACAUGUGGUUUUACCCUGGCCCAGUUUUGCUCAUGCUUAGUAACACAGUGUUUUAGUGAAGCAAAAGGCUCUGGGCAUAAGAGAUAUUUCAGUGCCCUUUAUCCUACUCCUUCUGAAAGGUCUGACUCACUAAGUUCAGUCUGUUGAGUUGUGGUGUGUGAUACCCUGGAGCACUUAAGAGCCUUGGGCCUGGAAUAAGCUCUUCACCUGGUGCAGGGAGUCUUCUCACUUCCCUCAUUGAGUUCCUCCUCUGGACCUCUACAAGGCCACCAUGUUGGGCAGUGGUUUCUCUCAUGUCUAAGUGUUCCUCCCCCACAGAGGAGCCCAGUGGCUGCAGCUGUGGUUAUUCGGCAGCCAUGAACUGCGCCAGCACCAGCGGUGUCUUGCUCUUGCUCUUCCUCUGCCUGCAUGAGGUGUCAUCCAUAAGCCUUUGCCUGGAGGUCAGCAGAGCCCUUGGGGAUGUAAUGUUUCAGAGAAGAGCUUCCAGCCAAUGCAGUGACACUGUUCCUGUCCUAAAUGGCACCAGCUGAGCCAGCAAAUCUCUUUUGUAUGUCUAUAUGACUGCUGGGAUAAUGCCAGGAGGAUGUCAGUUCUACAUCACUGGAACAAAAUAACAAUAUAAGCCAAACUCCACCAUACCAGCAUCAUUGUGAGCUUCUAAAACUCUUGGUGAAGGUUAGCAGUCAAUUCUUGCAUCCAUAGAUAACACAGUAGGAUUUAAGCUCCAUGGCAUUUGUGGAAGUGUAAUGUAGCAACAGAACCAGUUCCCUAAUGAGUUGCUGCAAGUGAUGGGAAGGAGCUGGGAAGGACAGGUGAGGAGCCUGGACUUAGGACAGCACUGUGCUCUACCCUCUGCUCUGUGUGGUUAUGUGCUGGUGGUGUCCUGGUUGAAGAAAGCCCCAUCACUCUGGGCAGUGCUGCAAGCAGGACACAGAGGCUGUGUGCCUUGCUGACCUGCUGAGCAGGCAGCCAGCAUAGCUGGCGUGACCCAUGGCUCUUCCUGUUGCCAUGGCUGCAGAGUCCACUACUCUGUGUUUCUGUGAUGCAGAUAUUCUAGAUGUGUGUGCCAGCCUUGCUCAUUCUCUAUUGUCAUGUGACUUCUAGGCAAAAUCUCAUGAAACACUACUUCUAGGUUUUCGACUUCUAGGUUUUGGUCUGAGGAAAAAAAAAGAAGAGUUGGUCAUAUCCUGUUCCCUCUUAUUUCAGAGUAUUUUGUCAUGGUGUAUCACUUGCCACAUCUGGGCACUACUGCCCGUCAGGGCUCUGGGUACUUCUCUUCACAGGAUGGUGUAGGACUCCACACUCUUUACAUAGAAUUUCUUGACACAGCACUUCUUCCAUUGUAUCACAAACUGUCUUUCUGCAGCAUUUCAUCAUGCUUCCAGCCUUGUGCACCUUUAUAAAGCGAGCUGAACCCAGGAAUCCCACAUCGGACCCAGUGAAGGACCCUUUGCAGCAGUCUAGACUGAUUCCUACAAUUAAUCUCCACCAAUCAGGAACAUGAAGUCCUCCACAGCUGCCAUUGCUGUUCUCAUUGUGGCUGCUCUCUGCUACCAAGUCUCCUCAAGUCCACUUGCUGUCAGUUCCCGUGGAUCCUGCUGCUACAAAUUCUUAAACAAAGCCCUUCCCCCAAGCAAGGUGAUGACGUAUGAGUACACAGGAAGCAGAUGCCCCUACCAUGGUGUGAUAUUCACCACGGUUGAGAAGAAGAAGUUUUGUGCCAAACCAGAAGAGAAGUGGGUUCAGGAUAUCCUGAACGUGGAGAAGCACAAGGAUAGCAGCAAGUGAGCUGUGCUCCAGUCCCUUCCAGCAUCACGCAGCUGCAGACUCUCAUGGGCACCUCCCAUCAGAGCCCUGUCACCUCCUUGCCCGUGCAUUUGGCAGACUGUUUGCAGACUGUUUUACAGACUUUGUAUAUACUCUUUGUAUAUAUACUUUGUAUAUAUAUUUAUUUACCUAUUUAAGUGUAUGCAAAAGCAUUUCGACUUCAUGGGGACAAACUUUUCACUGUAAUUUGUACGGAUUGUCUUUUGGUUGGCUUUGUGAUAUAAAAACAAAGGAAAGCUGCCCUUCGUCCAGCUGUCUCUCUGUCAGGCAGGGCUGGGGCCCGCAGGCCGCACCUGACCCCAUUGCAGCCCCAUGGCAGCGGGUCACCGACGUCCCCUGUCAUCGCAAGGCCUGCUGCCAGCACGGCCGGUGGGAGCCCCA
This is a messenger RNA of Phasianus colchicus (ring-necked pheasant), 7398 nucleotides long. RefSeq names its product C-C motif chemokine 4 homolog. Gene Ontology annotation, biological process: chemokine-mediated signaling pathway; inflammatory response; antimicrobial humoral immune response mediated by antimicrobial peptide. Lineage: Eukaryota; Metazoa; Chordata; Aves; Galliformes; Phasianidae. Gene Ontology annotation, molecular function: chemokine activity; CCR chemokine receptor binding. Gene Ontology annotation, cellular component: extracellular region. The record is from RefSeq and is a predicted model, not a curated record.